UCGCGUCCAUUUCUUCAGAGCAAAACAAUGCAGUGCUGAAGGGAGUGCGGACCCCCGUUCUCCUCCCUUUUUCUCUCGCUCCCUGUCUUUUCUCGAGGGAUUUGAGGGCCCUGUGUUAAGUUCAUGGUAAAUCUAGUCGCUUUUGUGAUGCGUGAGUUGAAGCCGGGAAGAAUUAUCGACUUAUGAGAGUAUCAGAGACAUGCGAAGACACAGAAGAACACAGACACUAAGCAAGUCCUGAAACAAUGUCUAUGAAACUGUCUGCCAGAUCCCAGAGGGGGAACCCAUAUGCCACACUUGAGAAAAUGCAGAAUGGCCAUGCAACGACCAUCUAUUUAGGAGAGGGACCCGGACUCCUCUCAUCUCCGACCCCAAGUUCCGAGGACACACAAUCAACCACAAACCAAAGUGCUGAGGGCAAGGCUACUCCCAGUGGGAUGUGGGUGAAUGGGCGGGAAGCAAGCGGGCUACCAUGGGAGGAGGUAGCCCGUUUGCUUGUCACAGACACCAACAGUGGCCUGCCCUCCCGAGAGGUCAUGACCCGGAGACAAGUCAUUGGUUACAAUGAAUUCUCAGAGGCUGAAGAUGACCCCUUGUGGAAAAAAUAUCUGGGACAGUUCAAGGAACCUCUAAUCCUCCUGUUGCUGGCUUCAGCCUUUGUUUCUCUGUGUAUGAGCCAGUUUGAUGAUGCAGUUGUUAUUACACUUGCUAUUGUGAUUGUUGCAACGGUUGCUUUCAUUCAAGAACUUAGAACAGAUAAAGCUCUUGAGGAAUUGAAAAAGCAGGUACCCGUCACCUGCAUGUGUCUCCGUGAUGGUAAUGUUAAUGAAUAUCAGGCAAGGGAGCUGGUUCCUGGGGACCUCGUCCAUCUUAACAUUGGGGAUCGAGUCCCAGCUGAUUUAAGACUCUUUGAAGCCUAUGAUCUCAGUAUUGACGAAUCCAGUUUCACAGGAGAAACAGAGCCAGCUAGCAAGAAUAAUAAUAUCGUCACCACAAGCACCUAUGGAACCUCUGGAAGCCUUGCCAAUAUUGCAUAUAUGGGGACUUUCGUUCGUACCGGCCGAGGCAAAGGUAUUGUUAUCAGCACUGGAGAAAAGUCCCAGUUUGGCGAGCUGUUCAAAAUGAUGAUGGAAGAGGAGGCUCCCAGAACCCCUCUCCAAAAAAACAUGGAUGAGCUGGCCAAGAAACUCUCCAUAUUUUCCUUCUGCUUCAUUGGGGUUGUGUUUGCUCUCGGACUGUACCAGGGCAUUCCCGUUCACAAGAUCUUCAAUAUUGCUGUAAGUUUAGCUGUAGCAGCAAUACCAGAGGGCUUGCCCAUAGUUGUGACAAUGACGCUCUGUCUUGGGAUUCGUCGUAUGGCCCAGCGCUCCGCUUUAGUGAAAGGUUUACAUACAGUGGAAACUCUUGGUUGUGUCACAACAGUGUGUUCUGAUAAAACUGGAACUUUAACAAAGAAUGAAAUGACUGUAACAUCCAUCAUCACAUCAGAGGGCGAUGAAUGCCAUGUCACCGGAGUAGGCUAUUCGUCUGAUGGCUGCAUUGUGUUCGAAGGAGGCUACUCUGACCUUGCUAAUGAGGCAGUCACGAAGCUUCUGGAAACAGGUGCUGUAUGUAACAAUGCUGAGAUAGUUGGGGAUCAGCUGCUGGGACAGCCCACAGAAGGAGCUAUAUUGGCUGCCGCUAUCAAACAUGGUGUGUACAAUGCCCGAGAUAAGUACCAAAGGUUGGAAGAAGUGCCUUUCAGUUCUGAAACCAAGAUGAUGUCAGUCAAAAUCAGAAAUAAAAAAACUGGGGAAGUGGAGUGGCUGGUUAAAGGUAGUGUUGACGCUGUUCUGGCAUCAUGCACCCAGUAUAACCAGAGCAUGGCUACCCUCCCAUUGUCCCAGGAGAAAUGUCAACAGAUCAAGUCAGCUUGCAUAGAUCGUGGAAGGCAAGGACUCAGAGUUGUUGGGAUUGCACGAGGUCCGUCCCCAAGUGAGCUGAGCUACAUGGGUAUGGUUGGCAUAAUGGACCCCCCACGUGAAGGAGCCAGAUCUUCUGUUACUACUCUCCAGUCUACAGGAGUUAGUGUCAAGAUGGUGACUGGUGAUGCGCAGGAGACUGCUUGUGCUAUUGCCCAAGCAGUCGGUCUUAGGGUUGGGCCUGGUACUGUGUAUUCUGGUGAUCAAGUAGACAGCAUGGAUGAGCGGGUAUUACUUGGGAUCAUUCAAGAUGCUACAGUGUUCUACAGAGUGUCACCCAGGCACAAGCUGCGAAUUGUUAAGGCACUUCAAGACAGAGGAGAAAUUGUCAGUAUGACAGGUGAUGGCGUUAAUGAUGUGGUAGCCCUAAAGCGUUCUGAUAUCGGCAUAGCCAUGGGCAAAAUGGGUUCAGCUGUCAGCAAAGAGGCUGCAGAUAUGAUCCUCAAUGAUGAUAAUUUUACAACCAUUUUGGCAGCCAUCGAGGAAGGCAAGUGCAUCUACCACAACAUCACCAACUUCGUACAGUUCCAAGUGAGCACCAGCCUUGUGGCCCUCAGUCUCAUUGCUCUUUCCACGCUCUUUGGGUUACCCAGUCCUCUCAACCCUAUGCAGAUUUUGCUGAUCAAUGUCAUCAUGGAUGGCCCUCCAGCCCUGACUCUUGGGAUGGAGCCUAUAGAUGAAGACGUGAAAGUCCAGCCUCCCAGAGACACCAAGAAGGACCUCAUAACGCCCAAAAUUAUCCGCAAUUGUGUCAUCUCAGCUACUGUUAUCAUCUGUGGGACUAUGUGGGUCUUUAGGUCUGAAAUGAUGGAUGGUGUGGUGACAGCCCGAGACACGACAAUGACCUUCUCUUGCUUCGUAAUGUAUGACAUGUUCAACGCCAUGUCAUGUCGCUCUGAAGGCAAGUCAGUCCUGGAGAUUGGCCUCACAAGCAACUGGUACUUAUUUAUAGCUUUAACAGCUACCAUAGGCUGUCUGCUUGGUGUGGUCUACAUGCCUUUUCUGCAGUGGGUGUUCCAGACGGAAGGCUUGCAUAUCACCGACUGGAUCUACCUCCUGUGUCUAACCUCCACUGUGCUGCUGGUGUCUGAGCUAAGGAAGUUCCUGGACCGCCGGCAGGAGUAUUCCAAGGGCAUCCUGAAGAAAGGCUUUUGGGUGUCCAAAAAAGCCAAGGCAAACUGGAUGGAUGCUGUGUAGUUGAUACUUUUUCUAUUUUUAUUCUGAUAUCAGUAGAGACCCUUUUUGUAACAACAAAUAUGAUCAAGGCAUGAACUGUGAAAAUGAACCAGAGAUUUGGCAGGUCAUUUUGAUUUUGAUAUCCUGUUAGCUUGCUAUAUAUAUAUAUAUAUAUAUAUAUAUAUAUAUAUAUAUAUAUAUAUAUAUAUAUAUAUAUAUAUAUAUAUAUAUAUAUAUAUAUAUAUAUAUAUAUCUUUCUUUUUAUUUUUUUAUUAUUAUCAUCUGCCUUAGAAAUCUGUACUUGAGGUAUCAUUAUUAGUCAUUUCACCUUUGUAUUAUUCAUAGAAUGAUUCCUAAAUGCAGAUACUUUAACUGAAAUGUGAUAUGCAUAAGUUCGAACUAACAUAAGUGUCAAGAAGAUAUUUCAUGAUUCUUCUCUGCUGCAAGCUUAACCAUUUUUUCAUUUAAUGUUGAGGUAUUCAGUUUUUUCCUAGUGAUCUGAAAAGUGAAUUAUUGAGAACAGCGAAGAGAUGGCCAUAAAUCUUAAUAGAUUAGUUGUUCUUUCUUGUUUAUUUGCGCGUAAAUAAUUGGGAUCUAUUAUUUAUUGAAAAGAUAAGGACUACGAAAGGGUUCAUAUAUCCUUCUCUUAAACUAGUCACGGUCACUGACAAGAGACACACUAAUUUAAAAAAGGAUAUAUAAACCCUUUCAUAGUGACACCAAAAAGAAAGGAGAAACUUUUAUUUGAAACUGAAUCUGUUUUUAUAUUCUUUUUAAAGUUGCUUGAAUGAAGACAUAUUCUACUAAAUCCUUUUGUGUAUAUGUUUAUAUUUUUAGUUAUCAUUACGGGUAUGUUUCCACUCUCAGUCCCUGUGUUAGACUUUUAAUGUUGAUUUAGGACAUGAUUUUGUAAAUAUCUUCACUGCUAGGCCUCUUUUUGCCUUUUAUUUGAUUAGCCAUAGGAUGAACAAUUGUGAAGAUGGAAAUUAUUUACUCAAGAGUUACAGAAUAGAUCAGAGAAGCAGUGAUAAUAUAUAUACUCAACUCCACACAUGUAGUAUAAUACAAUAGUUCAUAAUUAUUUUUAUUCUGAAAACAGAAAAGGGUCACUAUAUCCAUGAUUUGCAAAGAAAAUUCAUUUCAAUUGGAUUAUUUUUCAGCCAAUAAUGAAUGAGCUGCCGGAUAUGCUAUGGCUUGAAAAUUUGUUGAACCUCUCAAGUGUACUUUCAGAGGGAGGGAGACGGUUUUUCAUUUUUUAUUUAGGGACUGUCAAAUUCUACAGAAACGUCAACCAUAUGUACAUAAACCAUUUCACACCUAAUUGUAUUUGGCUUGGCUGCACUUUUCAACAGCAAGUAAAAGUAAAUGCACUAUUGUCGUAACCAUUAGUAGACCUUUUUGAUCCAAGCUUCUUUUACUGUCAUUGAGCGAAUUAGGUAGGUAUAUAUAUAUAUAUGAACUACAUUAAGGAUUUAUGAAGCAUAUCUCAAAACGGUAAAAAAAAUAGGGAAGAAAAGCUCUAUCUUUCUCAUGAUUUGAAUGAUAGGCAAGAUUGGUUGUGUUAAUAUUGUCGUGUAUUUGGCAUCUUCCCCUAUUUUUGAGCUGUCGAUUAUUAAGACACAUUUCAUCAUACUUCAUUAUGUCUCCCUCGAGAUUUAUAUUCGCUAUGCAUUUUUAUAAUAAUCCAAUAGCUAAGUGUGAUCUGAACUUAUGUAUAAUAAUAUUUGCUUUUUGUUUGCAUUUCUUACAGUACAUAAUGGAGGUUACCAGUUCAGACGUCUUUUUUUUUUUUUUUUCAUAUAUAGAGGUUGAAUACAGUGUUUUAAUACCUAUUUUAUAAUUUUAUGUGAUGAAGAGAAACAUUUUAAAUUUUGCUUGGCAUAGGUUUAUGAAUCACAUAGCAAAGCAACUUUCAUAGAUAAUGGUAUUUUAUGGUUACAUACACAUGCAUACACAUACCUUUACUCACACAUUUACAUGCAGUGACACUUGACAGAUUGGAUGUAAUUAGAUGCAGCUUCUGGAAUACAACUGAAUUUCUUAAUUUUUACUGAAAAAAAGACUUGAAGUAGAUAUGACAGCAUACUAGGCUAUCAGCAUAUGUAAAAAAAAAUGUGUAGCAUAUAAUUUUGUCCAGAUACAUAUGUAUGCUGCGCUCAUUUUUGUUGCUGCUUGUUAGCCUAACUUCAAAUACUUUUUUCAUGAUAAUAAUUAUCUUUGAAAAUUAAAUACUGCAUACCUGUGUGUGUGUGUUGUGUAUGUGUGUGUGGUGAUGUUCAUGUUUAUGAAUACUUCUCACACUAAGCCAUAUGGUUCUGAAAGAGCAUCAACUAGAAAAGUGUUUUUCUGUAACGAUGUAAGAUUUUGGCACUUUCACACUGUCUUAAAUAUUUUUCAUGUACAUAAGACAAUCAGUAAAGUUGCUCUGUUUUACAAAUGAGGUUGUGUUCGGUUAUUGAUAUGGAAUACAAGAAGAGUAUAUUUAUUUUGGAUUUUUUUUUUUUUUUUCUUAACUUUAGGAAGGUUGUCUUCACUAUUUUUAACUAAUAUCUUUCUGCAUUUCUGUUGUAUGUACCAAAAUUGUUUGCUGUAAAGCAACGGUAAAUCUAUUGUUUCCACACUUAAAUCUAAAUGUAUAGCUGCAGCAACUGUGAUGGAAUAGAUGUAUUUGUUCUUGGUAAUAUGUACCACUCUUGCUUGAAUGCCACACUAAGUGUUAUCAUACAAACCGCUUGUUCAGGCUUCUCUUAAAGUGGUUCUGAUGUUUUGUCAAGCAGAACAUGGCGAUAUUUGAGGCUGUUACAGAAAAUUGUAUGUUUAGCUUUGCCUCAUAAGAGUCCAUUUUUAAGGUCCCUGGUAAUGUUUGGCAACACACAUUACUGUCUGUGUACUUGUGCAUUUAAGCGUGCUUGUGCGUUUGAGCAUGCUUUGUGUGUGUGUGUGUUUUACAGUCAAGAACAAAAUUUGUAAAAUAGCUUUCAAAAUCCCUCUCAAAGUCAAAUUGUGGCCCUUCUUCAUUGCAGUAAGAGGGUUUUGAAGCUUCACUCAUGGUAUACUUUUGGCUUAGACUGUAUAUACAUACAUACAUGCAUGCACAUAUACACAGAGUGAUAAAUUUUGUACACCUUUUGCAGAUAAAAGUUAUUGUGUCAUUAUGAGAAAAUGGUAAUAAUUUUUUUGCAUUACUUUUGAAAACAGAUGACUUUCAAAUUCUAUCAAAAUGACUGCUGUUGGUUGUUUCUGCUUCUGAAGAACUUCGACAUCUGUUUAUGAAAAUAGAAAAAACAAAGAUGUAUCUCAGAUAUUGAUAAUAGUUACGAAAUUAUCACUGGGUUAACCGAGAUGAAAUUAAAGAUUUUAUGCAUCUGGAAACUGAAUAUUAUGGAAAUCACAUAUUCUUUUUGUUGGUUUGAAGAAUCUGUCUCUUUAUCAAAAGAGCUUUUUUUUUUUUUCUUUAGCAAAGAAUGUUUCAUAUGGUCAUUUUUUUCACAUUAUACAAAGUUGAUAAGAGAAAUCUAUAACUAAUCAUAAAACAAAUCUUCAACUUCACUAGUUGUUACAUACUUAGUUAACUAGUUUAUGAUGCUUUGCUAUUUUUUGCACUAGCUUUGCAUAGACAAAACCAUAAUGUCAUUUCUUUUCAAAAGUAAUGGGAAAAAAUAAUUACAUAUACAUUUCUUGUUCAUUAUGUCACAUUAAUAUGCAUGUGUAUGAUUUUUCAAUGCCAUAUAUGUUACCUUGUCAUAUUCUCAUGUUACAGUUAAGACUUACAAUUAUUUGAAUAUAAAACUAGAAGUAAUUCCCAUAUUUAUGCACCAAAAACGGUUUGUGUCUUGCACAUAGUGACGUGUUGUGUUAUGAAAUUUAUUGUUUCAAGUGUAUGCUGUAUAGAUGAGCUUUUUGGAGGUUUGUGAAAGACAGUAGCCAGCAUGUAAGGGAGAGAACAGUUAUUGAUGGGAUUUUAUUUUUUAUUUUUUUUAUUUAUAUAUAUAUAUAUAUUGCAUACAAAAUCCCUAAAGCCUAUGCAUCAGAAGUCAAAGAUAUGAUAAAUAUUAGUAAUAAUGUAAAUGGAGGUUUCCAUUAUUAUGAAAAGGGGUUAUAUGUAUUCUGCAUUCAUAUUUUUUUCUUUCUUGUAAAGUUGCUUUGAAAUGGUAAAAUGGCAGGGUUUACCAAUCUUUUAAGAGCUAAUGAAUUGCCUGCUUGGAAUUUUCUGUUUCUUCUUUUUUCUCUUUUCUUAACUUUUUUCAGCUCCUUUGUUUUGUUUCUGUUCUGUUGUUUGUUAUAUUCUCUUUGUUCCUUUUGCUUUUUUCUUUCUAUCAGAAGAAUAAUUUUUCCUUAUAUUUAUUUCUUCCAUUCUUGUUUCUCUCAUUUGAGGCAAUUGAUAAUGAGUUUGUGGUAAGCAUUCUGUAGUUUCUCUUUAUUUGUUAAGGAAAUUAAAAAUAGGCUCCAUAUUUAUUUUCAUGUUACUUGUUACAUUGUUCAUAAUUCAUUGGCAGCUUCUCCUGUUCAGUAAGAAAAUUUCAGUUUCAUAGUGAUGUAAUUCCAUUGCCGAGUGACUUCAAUAUUCAAACAGGCAGGGUUUAUACUGCCUUUUGUCUGUGAUGGAAAAGUUUGUGUGCAUGUAAAAGUCCUGGAAUAAAUAAUAAAUGGGAAAAUCUCGUAGUCCCAUGUCUUAACCUUUGGACUGGAAUACCUGACUUGCAUCUGCAUGAGAUUUAUAUAUUGUUAUUAGUAAUAGGUUUGAAAAUUACUCCUUUUUUCUCACUCUCUCUGUUUUUGAACAAUAUGGAAAUGAGUGUUUCUGCAGUUGCUUCUGGAUUCAGCAAAAUUCAAGAAGAGUCUGUGCUGUUAGUUUUGUUUUCACCAGAAGUUGAAAUAUGCAAUAUUUUUUUGUAUGAACAGAUUGUAUGGUAAACUUUAUUUUUUCAGGAGAUUUAUUUUCUUGUCUCCAUAACAUAAAUAAUAAAAAGAAAGGGACCAAA
Molecule: messenger RNA, 8119 nt
Organism: Penaeus vannamei (Pacific white shrimp)
Lineage: Eukaryota; Metazoa; Arthropoda; Malacostraca; Decapoda; Penaeidae
Gene: SPoCk
Product: secretory pathway calcium atpase
Biological process (GO): calcium ion transmembrane transport; intracellular calcium ion homeostasis; manganese ion transport
Cellular component (GO): Golgi membrane; plasma membrane; endoplasmic reticulum
Molecular function (GO): P-type calcium transporter activity; ATP binding; ATP hydrolysis activity
Source: RefSeq, a predicted model, not a curated record